CCUCUAGAGGCAUGCUAAGCAGAAGAUCUGGAGGGGAAUGGGAGGAGGGUUGGCAGUCCACAGUCUCAGGUCCCUCAUCUCCGGUUUCUGCUAGCAGCACGUCAGGCAUCGUGUAUGCCGUCCCUGGCAUUUGCUCACUUUUAAGCUUUAGUUAUUUGGAUAAACUAAGCCCUACAAGAAUCUAUAAUGUAGUGUAUGAUUCCCCAAGAAAGUCCUUUUCCCAAGGUCAGGCAUUUAGACAUUAAGCCCCCCAUUCCCUCAGGGGCUUAAAGAAAGUUCUUGCUUGCUUUAAAAAAAAAAAAAAAAAAGACAUUCUUAUCUCUGGCAAGAAGAACUUGUGGUCCUCCAUUAACAUAUAUAUAUAAAACUGGUGCCUAUUAACUUUGUCAAGGUCAAUGCUAGCCUCCCGGAUCCCUGAUCACAAGCCACACCCCAGCUCACUUGCCCUUGUCCCAUUUAAUCCUAUGUGCAAUAGAGUAUAAAAGGUAUAUUCUAUUUUCAAUAAACCGAACAGGCAGCCAUACUUAUUCACCCUCAGAUCCUGUCAGUCAUAGCCCUCUCCCCUCCCCCCAACUCCAUACAUCUUCUAUGGGCCCUGAACCCUGAAAGAGCUGGUCUCCAGCAUAGCCCCCUAAAGAUUGUUUUUCAGAAGCUGCUCUAAGAGAGCCUGAUGGCAAUUUCAGGAUCCACCAGAGCCCAGCCAAUCAAGUUAAAGCUGUCUUCCUGCUACAUGAAGUCAGUCCAACCUAGGCCCCCUUAGAUCCUGGAGACAACCCUCAGCCCUGUCCCUCUUCAAUACCAAGUAGCUAGGGAGAGAAUCCAUCGCCUCAUCUUAUCUGUUGUCAGGGUCUGGAAUGACAGGUUAAAGACCUAAAAGCCUCAAGUGGACCUGACUGACGUCACCUGUGGGAGCUUCUGCAUAAUGGCUCCUGCCUUCAAAAUUGAGGCAGGUUCCUCAAUUCUGUUGGCUUAAACCCAUGUCUGCGGAGUCUUCUUUGGUGAAUACCCCACAACAUUCCGAUUAAAGAAUAAUUCAGCUUCUGGAGACGUCUAUCUGCUUUCACACAUUUCCAAGUUACCUCCAUCAGUUCCUAACAGGCAACCUUAUCAGACCUUGCUACACAAAGGGAAUACAGGAUAUCUCAAGAACAUCACAGCAAGCACACAAUGGCCUUGGAACCAGUGACCAAAGGCUUGGGAGGUGGGCAGGUCGGCUGAAACCUUGCCAAGUCUGCGCCUGGACGAGAACACAAAACUGGUGUUUCCUUUUGUCUUUUCAUCAGCGCCGCUGAGCAGAUUGGCCUGGCCCCGACAGGUUUCAUUGUAGCCCUAGCUGGUCUUGAACUCCUAAUCCUCCUGCUCCAUCUCCCCAAUGCUGGGUGACAAGUUGUGUGUGCCAUCACACCCAAUUUUCCGUGAAUAAAUCUGGAUUUCUCAUGUCCUUUUUGGAGACAAGGUCUCCUGCGGCCCAGGCUGACCUCUCACUACGCUGCAACUCCAGAUUUUCCCGUUUCUACCUUCAGCCCCGAGCACGUGCCCAGUUAAAUCUGAGCCAGCUGUGGAAUGCCUCCGGACAGCAACCAGGCCUGGGCAGGACUACGCAGGAACGCACCGGUUUCGGGACUGUACUGGAGGCGGCUGGUCCUGUCCAUCAAGGAGCAGGGACUCCCUGGAGCCAAUCAGGAUGGCGUGUAAAGCGGAGUCUUCCAAUCAGCAGCGGGCAGCCGCUCUUCCGGUGCCGCCCUGAUGGGCGCUCACCUCGGCAGCGCAGCAGCGCGCACGGUCCGCAGUGGUACCAGGAGCGCAGGGGGAGCGGGAGCGCGCCAUGGACCCGGUGACCUUUGAGGAUGUGGCUGUGAACUUCACCGAGGAAGAAUGGGCCUUGCUGGAUAGUUUCCAGAAGAAUCUCUACAGAGAUGUGAUGCAGGAGACCUACAGGAAUCUGACUUCUAUAGGAACAAAAUGGGAACAGUGGGAUGUGGAAGCUUACUGCAGAAGGCUAAAGAGAUAUAUGAGAAUCCAAAUGGUAAAGAGAGACCAUGAAUUUACAGACAAUGGCCAGCAUAGAGAAGCCAUAGCCCAAGAUCCAGUCGAUAUCACAAACAAGACUCCUGAACUUCCUGAUUGCCACAACAUCAGUCAGUCGUCCCCGAAGAGGCAAGUUACAUUCAACCCUAAACAGAGACCAUGUGACUAUCAGAAAUAUGUCAAGAAAUACUGUGAAUGUGAAACGUGUGGUAAAGCCUUCAUGUGCCCAAGCUCCCUUAAAAAACAUAAAAAGAUCCACAACGGGGAGAAACCUUAUAAAUGUAUGCACUGCGAGAAAGCCUUCCGUUACCGUCACUGUGCCAAUAGGCAUAUGCUGACUCACAGUGCAGACAGGCAUAAAUGCAAGGUGUGUGGAGAAACAUUUCCUAAUGCCGAUGCCCUGCGGGGACAUAAGAUAAUUCACUCCGGAGAGAUACCUGAAUGUAAGGAAUGUGGGAGGAUGUUCUGGACUGUCAGUUCCCUCGACAUGCACAAAAGGCUUCAUACAACAGAAAAACUUUAUGAAUGUAAACACUGCCGGAAAACUUUCAAGAGUUACUGUUCCUUUAAACUACACGAAAGGAUUCACACUGGGGAGAAACCUUAUGAAUGUAAGCAGUGUGGGAAAACCUUCAGACAUUCCAGCCAUGUUCAAGCACAUGAGAGAAUUCACACUGGAGAGAAACCGUAUGAAUGUAAAGAGUGUGGGAAGACCUUCACUUCUGGCCACUGCGCACGAAGACAUUUAGGGACACACAGUGGAGCCUGGCCUUACAAAUGUGAUGUGUGUGGGAAAGCUUAUCCAUAUGUGUAUUCGCUUCGAAACCAUGAAAAAAGCCACACCAAGGAGAAACUUUAUGAAUGUAUGCAGUGCGGGAAAACCUUUAAAUAUAGUGCUUCCUUACGAAACCAUUUGACCACUCACACUGGAGAGAAGCCGUAUGAAUGUAAGGAGUGUGGGAAAACCUUCAGUUGUCCCAGUUACAUCCAGAACCACAUGAGAACACACAAUGGACAGCCCUACAAAUGUCAAGAAUGUGGUAAGGGGUUCUCGUAUUCCAAAAGUCUUAGGAGACACAUGCAUAUACACAGUCAAUUGGUGGUGGAUAGUUUUAAGUAUGAGUUAGAAGAAGUUGAGUGUAAGUAGAAGCAGAGCCCCACACAUUCCAGCACAUGGGUUAAAAAUGAGCCUGCCGGUGCAGUGUGUGCGGAAGUCUGGUUUCAGUCAGAAUACGUGCCACAGUUUGUUCAUGUGUCAGACCCUACGAGUUGACAUCCUGUUGGGAAGCAAUUCAGCGCUGAGGACCUGAGAAGAAUGCUAACUUGGGAAAGCUUUUGGCCCAUCCUUGUUAGCACACAUGGGAAGACACAGCGGAAAGAAAACCUAUCACUGUUAAUAGCAUGCAUGGGGAAAGUUUUACCUUGAGUUUCAGCAGUGUGGGAAAGUCUUCAAUAAGCCACAGACCCAGACUCUGUAAAUGAAGGAAUACUUGCAAUGUUAACGUUUUUUUAAACCCAUGGAAUGAAGUGAGUCCCCAAAUCUCAUAAACCUAAGAAGUUUAAAAUCUGUUGAUUCCUGUGCUGUCCAGAAGCCACAAUUGGAAAGAAAUGUGAUAGUGUCCUGUGAUCUUUCUCUAGCUCACUGCUAAAUGUGUGGAUUUCUGAUUCUUAGUCAUAAUUCUGUUGCUAAAUUUUGAUUUAGUUAUACAUUUUUUGUUUGUUUUGUGUUUUGUUUUGUUUUUGUUUGUUUUUUGA
Messenger RNA from Onychomys torridus (southern grasshopper mouse), 3783 nucleotides. RefSeq names its product zinc finger protein 709-like. Gene Ontology annotation, biological process: regulation of cytokine production; regulation of immune system process; negative regulation of transcription by RNA polymerase II. Gene Ontology annotation, cellular component: nucleus. Bases 1826 to 3175 code for a protein of 449 amino acids. Gene Ontology annotation, molecular function: DNA-binding transcription factor activity, RNA polymerase II-specific; RNA polymerase II transcription regulatory region sequence-specific DNA binding. Lineage: Eukaryota; Metazoa; Chordata; Mammalia; Rodentia; Cricetidae. The record is from RefSeq and is a predicted model, not a curated record. The transcript has 5 exons.